AUGGGACAGGGGGAUCUUCUGAAGUGCAUAGUGAUCAUUGCUCAAAAGAAUCACCACACAAAACUCUUCCAAGCUGAUUCGCCAGACAACAUUCCACCUAGGACUAUCGUAGACUCUAGUAUUGUUCAUCCAAGGCAGUAUGAUUUUUACAUGUGUGCUCAAGCUGGACCAAUUGGUACCUCAAGACCCACCCACUACCAUGUGUUGCUCGAUGAGAUUGGCUUCUCAACAGAUAAUCUCCAGAAGCUAGUUCUUUCACUUUCAUAUGUGCAUCAGAGGAGCACCGCUACAAUUUUUGUUGUGGCAGCUAUCUGUUACGCCCACCUAGCAGCAGCUCAAAUGGGGCAGUUCAUGAAAUUCAAAGAGUUCGCUGAUACCUCAUCAGGAAGUGGGGUCAAUUCAUCAUCAUCAGCAGCAAUCCCAGAAUUGCCGCUGCUUCAUGCUGAUGAACUAAGGGACAUUGAAGCAACUAAGGCAGUGAAAGGGAAGCCUUUCUUCCUGGAGGUUGACAUCAAAGGACCUGGUCUAAAACUUGAUAACAUGGGAAAAGCUAUUCUUACAGACCAAGAUUGA
Miscanthus lutarioriparius is the source of this 573-nucleotide messenger RNA. The record is from the annotation of a GenBank genome assembly. NCBI's taxonomy places the organism in Eukaryota, Viridiplantae, Streptophyta, Magnoliopsida, Poales, Poaceae.